This is a messenger RNA of Paramecium octaurelia, 285 nucleotides long. Lineage: Eukaryota; Ciliophora; Oligohymenophorea; Peniculida; Parameciidae. The record is from the annotation of a GenBank genome assembly.
AUGUCAUCACUCAAUUAAUAGAGAUAAUAUUAAUAGUAAUAAAAAUAAGAAACUUAAAAGCGUUUGGAAUAGUACAUUUCUGCUGUUAAGGUAAAAUUGAGAUUAAUGGUUUAGGAUUUAUAAAGCGAGAUUAAGAUUUAUUAUGGUAUGUUAGAAAGAAACGAAGAACCCACAUCGGAGAGAUUUAAAUAGACUGCCUUCAAAUUUUUAAAGUUUGAAAAGGAAAUGAAUAAUUAAAUUGAGGACAUAGUUUCCAAAAUAGUUAGCUAGAAAGCAAGGAAAUGA